Messenger RNA from Priapulus caudatus, 1212 nucleotides. RefSeq names its product glycoprotein 3-alpha-L-fucosyltransferase A-like. NCBI's taxonomy places the organism in Eukaryota, Metazoa, Priapulida, Priapulimorpha, Priapulimorphida, Priapulidae. The record is from RefSeq and is a predicted model, not a curated record. Bases 1 to 1077 code for a protein of 358 amino acids. The transcript has 4 exons. Gene Ontology annotation, cellular component: membrane. Gene Ontology annotation, molecular function: alpha-(1->3)-fucosyltransferase activity.
AUGUUAAACAGAUGGCAUCAGUUACUUGCUGCUACCAGCUCGGUUCCAGCGGGGUUCAAGAUCAUUACUUUCGGAUCGUCGUAUUUCUGGAACGACGAAUGGCCGAUUCUAAACCAAACCAAACAAUUCAGCCACUGUCCAACCCGCGCCUGCUUCAUCUUCCCGCAAUCGUACUACUACGAGCAUCAAUGGCUGCGUGACACCGCAGAUGCCGUCGUCUUUCAUCCAAGAGAUCCGUUACUCUCGCAAAAACUUCAUUGGCUGUCCGGUAGGGCGCGCCCGCAGCGGCAGCGAUGGAUCACGCACAUACAUGAGUCUCCCUUGAACAUCGAUGGAGCGACGUCACGACUUCGUCUCGUGUGCAACUGGACGAUGAGUUACCGUAGCGAUGCGGAUAUCUACGCUCCGUACGGACAAUUCUACUUCAACGCAAAUGCGUCAUCGUCUUCAGUAGACAGUGUUAGACCAGACAGAGAUUAUGGCGAUGGAAAGACGGGCUUCGUCGCAAUCGUGGUUAGCCAUUGCAUCACGCCCAACAGACGCGAGCUGUACUGGGAGACGCUGAGUAAAUAUGUACCGGUAGACGUCUACGGUCUGUGCAGUAAGUCGAACAGUUCGUGCACCGGUCCGCAAGACCAUCCAUCUUGCAUGGAGGACAUCGUGAAACGCUACAAGUUCUAUCUCGCCUUCGAGAACAGCAACUGCAGGGAGUACAUAACUGAAAAGUUCUGGCGCAAUGCGCUCGAGUGGGACGUCGUUCCCAUAGUGAGAGGAGCACCGAGGACAGACUACGAACGGUCGGCUCCUCCUGGCUCCUUCAUCCACGUCAACGAUUUCAGUUCCGUUGAGAAGCUGGCUGAGUAUUUACAAGAGUUGAACGUCGACAGUGAGGCCUACAAUAAAUACUUUAGAUGGAAGCAGCUAGGCUGGAUUUCGAAUAACAUCAGUGCGUCAUUCUGCAGAUUGUGUGAGGCACUGCACGAUGUGACUAGACCCGUGAAAAGUUAUGGGUAUCUUAACCAAUGGUGGAACGAAAGUGACUGUUUGGAACAGCGAGGUUUUACGAGUGUAGGAUGAUAUACCUACUAAUUUACGAUAAACCUGUGCUAUCACUUUCUCAACGCAAACAGGUGUUGUACUGCAAUGGAAUCUGAGUAUGGAAUAUAGAACGCACAGCAUUUUAUUAUUUGUACAAUAUAAUUCUCUGUAUGA